Messenger RNA from Mugil cephalus (flathead mullet), 1557 nucleotides. RefSeq names its product SPOUT domain containing methyltransferase 1 (gene spout1). Gene Ontology annotation, cellular component: spindle pole centrosome; kinetochore; mitotic spindle. Gene Ontology annotation, biological process: maintenance of centrosome location; miRNA processing. NCBI's taxonomy places the organism in Eukaryota, Metazoa, Chordata, Actinopteri, Mugiliformes, Mugilidae. Gene Ontology annotation, molecular function: miRNA binding. The coding region runs from base 44 to 1276 and encodes 410 amino acids. The record is from RefSeq and is a predicted model, not a curated record. The transcript has 11 exons.
CAACCCGGAAGUAAAUAAACUUCACGUGCUGGUGCGUGUAAAAAUGUCUACCGGGGUUUCAGUUAAAAGACCCAAAACUAUGUCCUCACAGCCCGAAGGCAGCGUGGACUGGAAGAAAAAGAAAGCAGAACUAAAGGAGGCUCAGAAGAAAAGGAAAGAAGCCAAGCUGCUGAAACAGUUGGAGAAGCAGAAACAGCAAGAGGCUGAAGAGAGAGCAAAAACUGAGCAAAGCCGGAACAAAAAGGGUCGACCAUACACGGUGAGCGUGGCCCUGCCAGGCUCUGUCCUGGAUAACGCUCAGUCCGCUGAACUUCGCACAUACCUGGCCGGACAGAUCGCUCGAGCCUGUGUCGUGUUCUGCGUCGAUGAGAUUAUUGUGUUUGACGAACAAGGGGAAGAUGUCAAGAGCGUUGAAGGAGACUUUAAAGGUGUUGGAAAGAAGGGAAACGCUUGUAUUCAGCUUGCCAGAAUACUUCAAUACCUGGAAUGUCCACAGUAUCUCCGCAAGUGGUUCUUCCCAAUGCAUCAAGAUUUACAGUACGCAGGUUUGCUAAACCCUUUAGACAGUCCUCAUCACAUGAGGAUGGAUGAAGAAUCCGAGUACCGGGAAGGAAUCGUCCUCGACAGGCCGACGAAACAAGAAAAAGGUUCAUUAGUCAACUGUGGAAUGAGAAAGGAAGUUCGCAUUGACAAACAGCUGCAGUCUGGACUACGAGUCACAGUUCACCUCAGCAGCACUCAGAAACCAGAUAGCAAACUAUAUAAAGGUGUUGUUGUGGCUCCUCACGUGCCCCGGACGGAAGGAGGUCUUUACUGGGGUUACACGGUCCGCCUGGCAUCUUGUCUGAGUUCAGUUUUCACAGAAAGUCCUUACAAAGACGGGUAUGAUCUGACUAUUGGCACGUCCGAGAGAGGCGGCGACAUGGACCAAGCGACACUGUCACCAUUCAAGCAUCUCUUGAUAGUUUUCGGAGGUCUCCAGGGAUUGGAAGCCAGCGUAGACGCUGACCAAAACCUGGAAGUGAGCGACCCGAGUGUUUUGUUUGACCUUUACCUCAACACGUGCCCUGGACAGGGCAGCAGGACCAUUCGUACAGAGGUGAGGACAGAGAGAGACAAAUUUUGUGACAGAUUAAUGAACCCAUCUGUGCUGUUAAAUGUCCAUUUAACGGUUUCCUUCUUGCCAACAGGAGGCCAUCUUAAUCUCCAUGUCAGGGCUGAGACAGAAGAUCACAACCGCCUUCUCAGAUGUCUCCAAUGGUUCGUGAAAGAAUAAGUGAUGGAGUAAAGUACACAAAGAUGUUGGUAGACAUAUCAUCCAACUGGUAUUUACCAAGAAGACAUGCAUUGUCCGUAAUUGGAUUUUUUUUUUUUUUUACCAUUGAAUCCUAUAAAAACAGCUGUGAUAUCAGUUUGAGAGUGAUGGACGCCAACUGUCUCAGAUUUGUGUUCAUAUUUUUAUCUUGAUUAUCUUUGUUCUAAAUGACUCAUAUUGUACAUAUUUAAAUACAAAUACUAUUCACAUGCUGACUUCUAUAGGUUGUUUUUUUUUUUUUU